This is a messenger RNA of Rhinopithecus roxellana (golden snub-nosed monkey), 2314 nucleotides long. RefSeq names its product serpin family A member 5 (gene SERPINA5). NCBI's taxonomy places the organism in Eukaryota, Metazoa, Chordata, Mammalia, Primates, Cercopithecidae. The transcript is spliced from 6 exons. Bases 218 to 1438 code for a protein of 406 amino acids. Gene Ontology annotation, molecular function: serine-type endopeptidase inhibitor activity. Gene Ontology annotation, biological process: negative regulation of endopeptidase activity. The record is from RefSeq and is a predicted model, not a curated record.
GUGGUCAGUGACAAAUGCUGGCUGCAAUCCAGCCAGCCCUCUGCCCUUUCCUGAGCCCGAGGGACUGCCACCUCCACUGUGUGCACGCUUGGCUACAGGACACAUUUCAGGUAUCCAAGGCAGCAGAGGUGAGUGGGUCCCCUGAGCUCUGUGACCUUAUGCUCCACACUAACUCUGGCAGAGCCUCCGUUUCCUCAUAGAACAAAGAACAGCCGUCAUGCAGCUCUUCCUCCUCUUGUGCCUGGUGCUUCUCAGCCCUCAGGAGGCCUCCCUUCACCGCCACCACCCCCGGGAGAUGAAGAAGAGAGUCAAGGACCUCCAUGUAGGUGCCACGGUGGCCCCCAGCAGCAGAAGGGACUUUACGUUCGACCUCUACAGGGCCUUGGCUUCCGCUGCCCCCAGCCAGAACAUCUUCUUCUCCCCUCUGAGCAUCUCCAUGAGCCUGGCCAUGCUCUCCCUGGGGGCUGGGUCCAGCACAAAGAGGCAGAUCCUGGAGGGCCUGGGCCUCGACCUCCAGAAAAACUCAGAGGAGGAGCUGCACAGAGGCUUUCAGCAGCUCCUGCAGGAGCUCAGCCAGCCCAGAGAUGGCUUCCAGCUGAGCCUCGGCAAUGCCCUUUUCACCGACCUGGUGGUGGACGUGCAGGACACCUUCAUGAGUGCCAUGAAGACACUGUACCUGGCAGACUCUUUCCCCACCAACUUUGGGGACUCUGCGGGAGCCCUGAAGCAGAUCAAUGAUUAUGUGGCAAAGCAAACGAAGGGCAAGAUUGUGGACUUGCUUAAGAACCUCGACAGCAAUGCGGUCCUGGUCAUGGUGAAUUACAUCUUCUUUAAAGCUAAGUGGGAGACAAGCUUCAUCCACAAAGGCACCCAAGAGCAAGACUUCUACGUGACUCCAGAGACUGUUGUGCGGGUACCCAUGAUGAGCCGCGAGGACCAGUAUCACUACCUCCUGGACCGGAACCUCUCCUGCAGGGUGGUGGGGGUCCCCUACCAAGGCAAUGCCACGGCUUUGUUCAUUCUCCCCAGUGAGGGAAAGAUGCAGCAGGUGGAGAAUGGACUGAGCGAGAAAACACUGAGGAAGUGGCUUAAGAUGUUCAAAAAGAGGCAGCUUGAGCUUUACCUUCCCAAAUUCUCCAUUGAGGGCUCCUAUCAACUGGAGAAAGUCCUUCCCAAGCUGGGGAUCAGUGACGUCUUCACCUUCCAUGCUGACCUGUCCGGCAUCAGUAACCACACAAAUAUCCAGGUGUCUGAGAUGGUGCACAAAGCUGUGGUGGAGGUGGAUGAGUCAGGAACCAGAGCAGCGGCAGCCACGGGGACAAUCUUCACGUUCAGGUCGGCCCGCCUGAGCUCUCAGAGGAUAGUGUUCAACAGGCCUUUUCUGAUGUUCAUUGUGGAUAAUGAUAUCCUCUUCCUCGGCAAAGUGAACCGCCCCUGAGGUGGGGCUUCUUAACUCUACACGCCUCAGGGUGGGAGAUGAAGGUGGCUAUGCUAUGGCCCAUCUGUAUGCUGGUAGCUAGUGAUUUACACAGGUUUAGUUGAUUAAUGAGGCAUUACAAAUAAUAUUACUCCAUGAUGAUUGCUUCCACCCACACAACUGCAAGACACAGGUGCCUUGGGGAAAUUUGGAGAACAUUCAAUCUCGCCCUCACUCUUCCUCAAUGAAGAUUAGCACUGAGAUCCAGAGAGGCUGGAUGACUUGCUCAAGUUCACCAGCAUGUUAGUGGCAAAGAGAGGUCCAGAGUCCAGGCCCUUGAUGCCCAGCUCAGUGCCACAAAGCUCAGUAGGAGGGUUGUUCCAGUGGAUGAGGGCCACCAGGAAGCACAGGUCCAAGGUUGGUCCCCUACCUAUCAGCAACAGCAACUGUCAGUUCAUCCUGCAUGGGAAAAACAUUGGAAUGGGAGUCUGAAAUGGGGCUACUGUUUUGGUCCCAACCUGCUGUGUGACACUGGGGCAACACUUCCCCUCUCCGGACCUCAGUUUCCGUCUGUAUACAAGGAUCAGAUUCUUGCUGUGAUCCAAGAACUCCUGAAAUCAUAUGGAAAGGCUGGGGUGUGCCCUGUCAAUCAUGGUUGAUUUCAAUACACUCAAGUGCCACUCAUCCUUUAAGAAAAACAUCUGGAUAUCAAGGUGGAAAUGGCCCAUUUAAUGAUUGAUUAUAUCAUCUUGUGGAUAUAGUUGUAAUCUUAUGGGCCUGGCUGGGAGUGGAAGAAGGGAAGCCUGCUGCGAAUAGUAGAGUAUCAGUUGCAGGUGCCAAUGACUAACUUUUUGAAUUUUAUGUUGGCAUUAACAAUAAAGCAUUUUGCAAACACUG